UGUGCCAAUGCCUGACCACUCUUUCAGAGAAUAAGUUUUUCCUAAUAUCCAAGCUGAACCUCCUGUGGCUGAAUACUCAUGACAAUACAAUGUCAGCUUAAAAACUGGCUACUCACUGGUAACCCUGUGUUGAUCAUAUUGCGUUUUGGCUUGUUCAUCUCAUUGCAUUCCCACCUGAAUCUGGGUUUCUUUAUGAUAACUGAUGAAAAUUUCUCAGUUUUUGAGCAUUCAAGAAUUCUUUGGGAACACAUUUGUCCCCUAUCCACUCGCAGAGACAACUGUACUGCAAGAAGCGCUUUUCAUCAUUAUCAGGGACAGAGCAGGAGCAAGCUGUAUCUGAGAUUUCCUUUUGCUGAUGGUUAGCAGCUACAGAAUGACAUUCAGUGGGAAGCCAGAGCCACAUGAGAACGACAUAGCGUAGAAGCAUAGAAUACCCUCAGAUGGAAGAGACCCACAAGAAUCAUCAAGUGCCACCCUGGCUCCGCACACUACCACCAAAAUUUAAACCCUGUGUCUGAGAGCAAUGUCCCAAUGCACCUUAGUCACACUGCUACGGCAGUGGGAGCACUGAUUGUCUGUAUCCAUUGUGCUGAGUGCCCACGCUUCCAGCAAGGCUACCAUGUGUGAUAACAUCCUUGACAUGGCAGGGUGAGGAGCAGCUCUGAGAGCACCUUUCCUCAGUUGACUGCAGUGAGACGUGGGUGCUUCUAUUCACAGGUUAGGGUUUGUUCAGCUGCAAGAAACUGUGGGCGUUACAUGUGUGAAGUCAAAACCUCUGUUUAUAAAUCUUUCCCCCCUCCCUUAAGUUGCUGGGGAGAGGGAGCUACUUUCAUUUAGUAAACUGCUGGUGUAGCUGGAAGACAACAGGCCAAGUUGAGGCACAAGGCACUUUCUUUGGGUCUUUAACUCAUCAGUCAAGUUAAAUUGAGAAGAUCAGCUAAAAAGACCUUUGAAGAUGCAGAAGACGUCCCCUCUCCCAUUCGUGCAUCUCUUUCUUCUGCUUCUCCCAUUCUUCCCUGGCCAAAAUGGUGAAGAAAAUAAAUAUAUUGAGUGGUCAACAGACAUUAUCAGUGUUUGGGAAGGAGACUCCGCUCAUAUAACUUGUUCAAAGAACAGUUCAGAAGUUGAAGUGGGAACAUACUUGAGGACUAGAACGCCGCCAGCCAAUAUUGUAUAUGUUUCCAGCACGAAUACAUCAUAUAUUCAUCCGGAUUUUGCUAAUCGCACCAAGUAUUUAAACGAAGAAACAAAUCUCAAAAUCACUGUGCACAGUGUAAAGAAAUCUGAUUCAAAUAUCUACCUAUGCACGAACUAUAUUAAAAAAAAUGGCUAUCAUGUCAGGCGUGAAGGGAAAACAAUUAUUAUGGUCGUGAAAGCUAAAACCAAUGGGGUCAUUGAACAGUCACCACUAUCUGUCAGUACUCGACAAGGGGAGUCUAUCAACAUUACCUGUGUGCUGAAAAACUCGCAAGAAGAUGAAGCGUUCAUCUUGCUCAGGAAUCACAUGCAACAUGAAAAAGUGUUGUAUGUUUCAAGUCAGAACACUUCUACUAUUUUUCCCACUUUUGCUAAUCGCUUGGAGUAUUCAAAGCAAGAAAAGAAACUAGUGAUAACUCUCCACAACCUACAGAAAAAUGACACCGACAUAUAUGUAUGUGCUGCAACACUGAAAAAUUCCUCUGUCUCAGUGAGCGAAAGUGGCACCAUGGUGCUGGUUAAAGGUGAGGAGCAGACAGAAUGCAGUAUAAGUUCCUUGGCCAUCUAUGUUCCUACCAUCGCGGCAGUGCUGCUGUUAUUUGCACUGAUAUGCUACAUCUUGCAACAUGUCGAUAUGAAGAAGUAUUUCCAGAAAAAGAAAAUAAAUGUAGUGUAUGAAGAUAUGUCUUUCAGUUCUAGAAGCAACACCUUAGUCAGAACUAACAUGUAUGCAACUGACAAUUAAGCUGUUGUGAGCUGGGACCACGCGUGGAUCGACUGUUACUUUUCAGGUGUCUCUGAGAGCUGCCUUGGCAACUUGAUGUGGUAGUUGAACCAGAAAUGCUAUUAACUACCUUCUUGAGCGGAAGGAAAAAGCUGUCUUAUUUCCGAAGCUGUUUUUACUUAUUUUGACCACUUGUGAUAUACCUUUUACUUUUUUAUGUAUAGAAAAGAUGGAGAAAUGCAUGUAACCUCCAUAAGUAUUUGCAGCAUGGUGUCGAAAGCAGUAUUUUUGGAGUGUACAUUUGGCUAUAGGCAAUAUAUGAGAUUGUUUCUUGGACUGAUAGAUAACCCUUACGGGGAAAUUGGGAUGGUUUGAGAUGUCUGGUUCUGAGCUUUAGUAAUUGCUCAGGAAGGCCAUAACAGGCUUGAUUAAAUAAUAUGUAAUAGAUCCAUGUACAAAUGGAGUACAUCUUCCUUGCAGAUGUACUUCCUUCCAUGUGGAUCUGCUCAAGAGCUGUGAUAGCUAACACUUCUCACAAGUUAAAGCAAAUUCUGAAGAGAAUUCGCAGACUUGGGAACAGAGUGCAUUAGCAGUGAAGGGCUAGAAAUGUAUGGGUUUAGCUAUUCCAAGUUUAGAAUGGUCCAAUAAAAAUGCAAUCAAAUGUAGCUAUUGAAUUAGUGACCAUGUCGGAGACAUGGCAUGGGUGGGGUCAGUAUCAAUAUUGUUGACAUGCAAAAUGAUUAGACUUGGCACAUCAUGGCAUUGUAGUAAAGCAGAAAUACGUGACAAGAUGGUGUUGCCUCAAACUCGAGGUGUCUUAAAAACCACACAGCAGAUUGUAUUUCUCCAGGCAAGUGACUUUAGAUGGUACAAUACAGGGUUAACUAAUCUGGGAUAAAACUAAUGCCUGCAUUCCAGCCUGGGCAUGGCUAAGCCUGAUCCAAAAUUUCUGUUAAGGGAGAGUUUAGCAAAAACUCUCAUCAGCUGUACCUUUUAGUUGGUAAUGAUUUCAGGUGAGCACAAGUCUCCACAGCUGAGGAAAGGCAACAGCUGCCCCCAGGAGUGUUGGGUUUUGCAGAACUGGGUCAACAGUGGAAAGACAACACUUUACAAUUUUGCACGCCCAGAAGAAUAUCAGUUUGCCUAGUUAAGAGGCAGGAUUGACAGGAGUGGCUUAUGGCAUCUGAGGACACGCUAGAACUGGAGUCUUUCUUCAUUGAUGUGUCUGUUUAUUUUUUGAGGGACUAAGGUUUGUUUGCCAUCCAUGUGUGUGCUUAGCUGGAGUUGAGCCAGGCACACGAGAUCUUCCAUGACAAGUCUGCUGCUUGGGAGAAGUCAUUUCCUUUCAAACAUCACUCGUAAAAUGCUGUGCACCAGAUCCGAGGGGGAAUCUGUUCACCCAAAUGGCUGGUGGGUCUGGAUUUCCCUUGUCGCAGAGCAGUGUCUGUUGACUGCAGAUCCUGCAAUUGUCAUGUGGCUUCACAUGGAUAAACUGAUACCUGUGAUCUGGGCUCUGGGGUUUUACGCAGUUACUUGCUACUUUUGUACGUGUAUUAAAGACUGUUUCAUGUAUCUUGCAAAUGAAUGCUAGAUAUUUAAUGGACGGUUUUGUGUAGAUUAUAUUUUAAAAUGGAGUGAAAAAAGGCUUUUUUUUUUUUUUUUUUUUUGCAAAUUACACCUAGCAGCACUUCAAAUAAAGCAUUACAAUCAUUUUCCUCUUUACUUACAAAGUCUUUUUUUAUUAUUUGUUUUAAAAAUCACUAAAUCGCUCAUCACUGAACUAAACACAGAAGAACACUCUGAACGUUGUGUACUCGCGCAGUCCUUUAGUGGCAGGUAAGACAAGGCUCCUAAAAUGCCUGAAGAGUCAAAUGGUGUUGGGGAGGAAGUGGCACAUCCCUUGGACAGCCCGUUGUCAUGAUGGCCAUGGGGCUUGCUAGAUGGCUAGAACAGGAGAUGGCACCCUGCCACUGUGGGCUCUGUUUAAUGUUUGUCUUGUGCCUUUGCCUGCCUUGUUGCAGGAUUGCUGAAGGAAAUUUCAGAGGAAAACAGGCAAGGUUUGGGAAUAAAUUUGCUAUUCGUGUUCCCACAGUAAGCACCUGAGAUGGGUGGCCAUUUUGUGAGCUGAUGACAGCUGUGGAUGAAGGGUGCACAGUGGCUGCCAGCACUGCGCUCGAGGUGGGCACGGCUGUGGGGUCGUGUGGCCAGGCAAGCGCAGCCCCAGUGGGGUCCCGUAUCUCCUUGUGGGUUCUAGUGCCCCUCAGUACAAUAUUGUCCCCAGCCCUGCAGCAGGCCUCGUUUCCAUGGCAACAGCACAGGGCCUUGUCCCAGGGACAACUGGAGCCAGGAUAGAAAGCCCUGACUCAGGGCUGGAGCAAAGCAAACUCUGAAGGACGAGGGAGGCCUUACAGCCACUUCUUCUGAAAAGAGAGGAGCACCUUGGCGCACCCCAGAGCUGCUUGAAGAGAACCGUCAUGGCUGUCAGAGAGGAAUGGGUUCCUCCACUUUUGCCUGUCUCUGACAAGCUCAGCUCACAUAUGGGCGUACAUGUUCUACAAAUUAGAUACUGUAUGGGAAUUGCUAAGACACGGCCUGAACCAAUGAUUGAGCACCUGGUGAAGGGACACAGCCAGUCCUGGGAGCACAGGUGAAAGCAAUUCAUCUGCAUGACUGGAAGGAGUGGAACCAGGUUCCAGCCCUCCCUAACCUCAUUUAAAAGCUGGCUGCCACAAGGGAUGGGUUUCUACCUGAAGGUUCCCUCUUUCUGGAGUGUUUGGUGAGCCCUGAUCCUUGGGACAGUUGUGCCCAGGACCAGUAGUGUCUCAUCCUCUGACAACAGCAUCAUGAUGAGCUGAAUCUCUGAAGCUAGGGACUGCUGGAUGCCUCUCUGGAUAUGUAAUCCCUGCACUUGGAACCCGCAUGAGCCUAUGCAAAGCAAAUUACUGCAGACUAAAUAUAUGUUCAGGAUGUGUUGGAAGUUGGCAGUUUAGCUGCCUGGGGUAGCCAGGGGAGGAGGAGGGAAAUGGUCAGCUUUCUCUUUCUGUUGCACUGGAUGAUGCACGGAGUCCUUUAAAAGACUUUAACAUGGUUUUGGAAAGGAAGAGCUGGAGGAGAUUCAGCUGUAAAAAGCUGGAUGGAGGCUGAAGGGUGCAACGUGCCUGGGAAUUGUGAGACGGGAUCAGCAGCCAGCUUUGAUCAGAGAAGAUGAAUUUGAGAGCAGAUUCUUUCAUAGCAACUCAGAAUGGGGAUUUGGCACCUCCUGAUGAAUUGGGAGAGACGGACUUCUGCUGUGACCCGUUCCACGAUCACAGUUCACUUGUGAUCCUUUGUAUGAGUUAUGCUGCGUGUUGGCAGCAGUUCGUGUCCUCAGAAGAACACAACCAAAAUAAAGAUCAGUUGCCUUGCCUUUUUUUACUGUAACUAAUUGCUAAUGUUGUUACAGUGGAAAGAAUACUUUAAAACUGAGUUGGACCUUUGUAUUUUAAUUGACUUACUUUUGUGUUUCACCUGGCUUGCUCAGAAAUUAGAAUUGACUUUGCUUACUUUUUCUGUUCAGAAUCACUUUCUGGCCCUUUGCCCAGACCAGAAAAGCCCCAGGCUCUCCAAUACUGAAUGCAGACUAGAAGUGGGGCCAAACUAUUCUCUAAAAUGUUCUGCUUUGGAUAAGGAGAUGGCUGUAAUUGAUUGAACUUUUCUUUUACUCUUCCAUAAGCUCAAAAAUCUAACC
This is a messenger RNA of Numida meleagris (helmeted guineafowl), 5648 nucleotides long. RefSeq lists its product as uncharacterized. Lineage: Eukaryota; Metazoa; Chordata; Aves; Galliformes; Numididae. Gene Ontology annotation, molecular function: signaling receptor activity. The transcript has 6 exons. The record is from RefSeq and is a predicted model, not a curated record. Bases 956 to 1942 code for a protein of 328 amino acids. Gene Ontology annotation, biological process: adaptive immune response. Gene Ontology annotation, cellular component: membrane.